This is a messenger RNA of Dentiscutata heterogama, 141 nucleotides long. NCBI's taxonomy places the organism in Eukaryota, Fungi, Glomeromycota, Glomeromycetes, Diversisporales, Gigasporaceae. The record is from the annotation of a GenBank genome assembly.
AUGGCUCUUGAAAGACUUGCUGAGCUCGAACGUCCAAUUAAGUGGCUAGCUAAUGACCUUGAAAAUUUAACUAAUAAUGAUUAUCAUCGUGAUGGUGCUAAUAUUCAUGACAAGCUAUUAUCAAAUAAAGAAUUUAAAGUU